UCCAACCUUCAACACCCCGGAGUUUCCUCCCCCAAAAAAAGAUUCUUCGACGAUCUCGUCCCACCCUGAGUCGUCUGAGUCCUUGCUGCUUGGUCUGAGAAGAUCUCUCCUCUUCGAUCUAUUCGUUCCUUCUUCGCACGCGGAUGCACCUUCAUUGGCCACACUUCGAACCCCCCAUUUCAACAAUUCCGGCCCAGCAACUCCCUGGUCGCGGCGUUUACCCUCCGCGGUCUGAACACACCUCUCAUCCGCUCGACGGGCAGCCAUGGCCGCGGAGCAUACAAUCACGCAGGCUCUGCUAGAGUGGCUCAACAGCUUCGCUCUGGGAAAAACCAUCCGCACAACAGAAGAGCUUUCCGAUGGGACCAUUAUCUGGGAGAUCCUACAGGAUAUUGAUCCGCAGUACUUCCUCGAUGAAAUCCCUCAACGAACCCCGUCCGACCAUUGGCUGUCCAAAUGGCAAAACCUCAAACACAUCCAUAAAUCACUCGUUAACUACAUUCGCCAGCAGCCCGAUGGCAUGCCGUCGGGACUAGAUCCCAACCCCAACCUCGAACUCGUCGCCGAGAAGAAUUCCGAGAAGGAAGCCAAUAAGCUCCUCAAGUUGCUCUUGAUUGGGGCCAUUCGUUCCCCUAAUGCACAGACUUAUGUCGAAACCUUGCAGACUUUAAGCACGCCGACUCAGGAAAUCCUCAAGAAUAUUUUCGAAGAGGCACAAAAUGGCCAACAUGAAGCCAUCGACGGCGAUGAUGACAUCAAAGAGGAGCGAGAGCUACCCGUCGAUCCGGAACUACAGUUUGAGGAGCGAGUGGGCAAGGUAUUGGCGGAGAACAAUCGUAUGGCGAGGGAGAAAAAGGACAUGCAGAAUCAGAUUGACGAUAUGCAUGACCGCUUGGCCCGCCUCCAGGAGAACAAUGACACCUUGCAAAGCCGUCUGGCAUCCACUGAAGAUCGGCUCAUCAACUUGCGGUCCGGUAAGGGGGACCUUGGACUCAAUGCCAAGGCUCUCGAAUCCAAGUCUCGCCAACAAGAGGAUAUAAUCGCUACCCAAGAAGCCAGGCUAGCCACAGCACAAGAUGAGAUAGACAGUCUGCGAAUGACAGUCGAAUCGUUACGGGUCAAAAAUCAACGUUUCCAAAAGUUACAAGAUGAUUAUGAUGAGCUGAAAACCGAACGUGACCAGCUGGCCCGGAAAGCGAACGCAGCGGAGAAGUACCGCCAAAAGUUACAGGCAAGCCAAGACUUUGAGAAGGAGAAUCAGUCCCUGAAAAAUCAGAUCAAAGAUCUCCAGCAACAACUCAAGGAGACGGAUUCGCAACAGAAGUGGAGUUCUGAGCGCGAGGUAGAGCUUGAAGAGUACAGGAGAGUCCUGCCCCGCAUAGAACAGGAGUGUAGCGAAAUUCAGAACCUUAAGAAGCAGCUAGAGUUCAAUAAUCAUGCACUCACUGAGCGUCUCAGUAACGCGGAAGAACAACGCGAACGCGAUGAUGCCUUGAUCAGCGAGCUGAGAGAACGAGUUCGGGAGUUGGAAGGGUCGCCCGGCAGCCCAUCCCUGAUGCCAGGAGCAGAGACUCCAAAACUGGAGGGAACUCUACAGAAAGAUUUCGAGGCGAUUGGUGUGAAAGAAUCUCAACUGAAAUCUGAAAAUGAGGACCUCAAGAAGGAAAUUGAAUCGUUAAGGGGACCUUCGACAUCUACUUUUGAAGGCUUCUCUGAUACAUUUAGCGAAACUUUACAGCAAGCUCGCGUCAAUUCAACACAGAGGUACGUCUGGCGGUGACCGUGCUGUUCUGUUGCUAAUGCUUAUGUCCAGUGAUGAGUAUUGGAAACUGUACGAGCAGUUCACGUCGACGCUGAAGAGGUUGGCAGAAGCCCAAGACUCUCUUGACGUGACCAAGCGAUCCCUGAGUGAUACGAUAGCAG
Aspergillus saccharolyticus JOP 1030-1 is the source of this 1923-nucleotide messenger RNA. Its product is annotated as putative microtubule binding protein HOOK3. Bases 266 to 1780 code for a protein of 504 amino acids. The transcript has 3 exons. Gene Ontology annotation, cellular component: cytoplasm; centrosome. The record is from RefSeq and is a predicted model, not a curated record. NCBI's taxonomy places the organism in Eukaryota, Fungi, Ascomycota, Eurotiomycetes, Eurotiales, Aspergillaceae. Gene Ontology annotation, biological process: cytoskeleton-dependent intracellular transport; cytoplasmic microtubule organization. Gene Ontology annotation, molecular function: microtubule binding; dynein light intermediate chain binding.